Molecule: messenger RNA, 4680 nt
Organism: Amorphotheca resinae ATCC 22711
Lineage: Eukaryota; Fungi; Ascomycota; Leotiomycetes; Helotiales; Amorphothecaceae
Exons: 3
Coding region: 1-4680 (1559 amino acids)
Biological process (GO): microtubule cytoskeleton organization; maintenance of protein location in cell cortex; establishment of mitochondrion localization
Cellular component (GO): cell cortex; mitochondrion
Molecular function (GO): phospholipid binding; tubulin binding
Source: RefSeq, a predicted model, not a curated record
AUGUCGACUUCGUUGGCGGCAGACCAUCCAUCCCUGGCCUCGCAGGCAGACCAGACGUCCGCUGAGAACGCUGAUCAGGACCCGUUCCUGUCCUCAUCGACGAGCUCUAGCCAUCACCGGUUCUCUCAUUUUGACAAUCAAUUAUUCGCUCUCGGCCCUACGUCGUCUCCAGAACAAGCAAAGCGGGCUUUGGAAGCUCAUCUCGCUGAGACAGAACGACGUAUACAAGAAGCUUCGAGGCUCGGCACAACCCUUGUACAGCAACGCAAGGAUCUUGCGGAACGCCUGAAAGACGUCGAGAAGCAACAGAUCGAGGGCGAGAUUCCUCCGGAACUACGACAGAAACUGGUGGAAAUUGAAAAGGAGUACAAUGAGGUUGGACGCGAGAGUGCUAGGGCUUUCCUACCCAAGCCUCGGGUCGCGAGCGGUGAGAUGGGCGGAUCGCCAUUUACCGGUGAUGCGAAGUCUACUGCCAGCCCUUCCAAAUUUGAGAGCCAGGCCACCAGCUCCCCAUCUAAACUCAGCGUGCCUACGAGAAAACAGCGGAACCAGCCCUCGAGUCGUGUGCACGAUAUUGAGUUUGCCACAGAGAUCAGCACUUCACUCCUGUCGCAAGUUCGACAUCUUCAGGCCCUGCUAGCGGAGAAGGAAGAAGCAUUGAAGACCGUCACCCACGAGAAAUCAAGGCUUGAAAUCGAAGCAGAGGGGUUCAAUGAGCGGUUGAGGAGCUUGGAUGAGAGUGAGCAUAGGUACAAAGACGAGAACUGGAAUCUGGAGACUCAAAUCCACGAACUUCUGGCUGCAGCAAAGGAGGCGGCAGACAGGGAGAAGAAACUGACCCAUAGUCUCCACAUUGCGCAAGCCGAGAAGAGCUCCACCCAGAAAGAACUCGACGAGAUCAAGUUGAACCAUGCCAAACUCACCGAGGAUCAUACUGCAGCUCUCAAGCAUUACGAGGUUGAGUUGGGAAGCGUGAAACGGAAUAUGAACAUGGUCGAGAAUGAACGGGUAACCUUACAACGCAAGAUUGAGGAUUUGACAGGCCAGAACCAGGAGCUAGCCAAGGCUGUCGCGCACCAACGCAACCGACUACUAGAAGACCGAACCCAAGCACGAGGCCUCAGUGAUGAUGAUUUCGAGACCGCUGCGGAUAAUGCCACUCCUGAGCAUUCGCCACCUCCUUCGCCAAUCAAGAAUACCCCGAGACACAACAUGCUGGAAUCUGAGACUCUGAGGAGUUCCUUGCAACACGCUCAUCGAAUGAUCCAGAGUCUAAAGGGCAAUAUUCAUCGUGAGAAAACGGAAAAACUAGAACUGAAGCGGAUGCUUCAAGAUGCAAGAGAUGAAUUAGAGCUUCGCCGAAGCGACAGUGGCUUGGUGCCUGGGAGUGCUAAGAGGAGCCGCAAGACGGAUUCCAAGGAGUUCAAGAAACCCCUCAGACCAGGCCAACUUGGUGGGAUCAGAAGCAGUAGAAGCGAAAUCGUGAUCGAUGAUGAUACCAAUUGGGAAGAAGAUGACGGAGAAAGUAGCUCAUCACCCUCUACAUCAACCGCCAAGGCUCAAGGAGCUGUUGGAGCUGCUGCAGGUGGAGCUCCAGCCUCAGAAAUCGCCGAUUCCAGUGAUAACUUUGACACCGCUAACGAGGGGACUGAUGCCUUCGAAACGGCAAACGAACGUGGUACGGAGACUGAAGAUUUCCAGACCGGCCACGAGGACAUGAGCGACAACGACGAGCUUACUGAGACCGAGACUGGCGCUGGUGGCACUAUCCGUAGGAAGACUGCGCCCCUUGGGUUGACCAAACGAGGAAAUCGGAGAUCGUUCCAGAGUACCGCAUCAACGUCAGGUGAUGAAUUUAGCUACGAAGAUGCGAAGACACCAACGGCUCAACCGCAGCGGCUCCGGCUCAGAGUUAGUCGUGGUGGCAACCGGCGAUCAAGAGGACCAAGUGAGGAACCACAGUUCCACAGUAGCCCUCCAAGUUUCGCAAGUAGUAGUAAUGGCGGGACACCUCAAGCUGGACAGAGCCUAUUCGCAGAGCUUGGUGAUCUGGAAGGUAGCGAUGAUGAGUCUAUACAAGGGACCCCAAGUCGCCGCUCGUUCGUGUCACGAUCCUCGGCUUCAACCUCGAGACCUGGUACUGCGAGGGGCAUCCUCGCACCUCAGACUCCACCCCCGGUACCAAAAUUGCCAAAAUUACUAAUGGUCGAUACUGGGAUGAUGACUGAGCCGUGGGAACCCGCGCCAGCAACCCCUCAGAGUGCUGUACCCGUUGUCGCAGAAGUCGGCAUUGCUGGUGUAUCUAUCGCCGAGGAGGCACGCUUAAUGAGUAACAAGCACGCAUCGACGGGCUCUCAAAUCCGAGUGUCGAUGUCUGACGCGGGCAGCCAAUGGCAGGAUGAACAGUUCAACAACUUUCUCAAUGUCAAUAGCCAAGGCACCAGACCCAUGUCGACAUCAACCUAUACGUCAACAUAUACUGAUAGGAGCUCGCAGUAUGAUCCUCUGGUGAUGGAUGAAAAGCUUGCCAAAUUCCCCUUUCCACCAGACUCCAGAGCGCACACGCCGAUGGCAGAUCUUGCCGCUUUCGGGACUGCUGAACCUGCCGCAUCUCCAGCGCCUCUAGCACCUCUAUUAUCCAUGUCCAACAUCGUGUCAGAGCAUGUCGAACCAAUAGAGCCUGAGCCUGAGUCGCCCGUCGUUGUUCCUGAGACCACUGAACAAGAUGCACCGAGCAUACCGGAAGAGGUUGCCCCAGUACUUGCACCACUGGCCUUCUCAACUAUUCAAUCGAUCCACACCACGCCUAUUUCACCUCGAAGCCCAAGAAGAGAUGGCGUUAUGAUUCCGAGAGACGAAUCUGAUGAAGUGGACCUUGCAGAAGAUGAGCCCCAAACCCCUCAGUCUUCCGUUUUUGGGUCUGUCUCUCCCAGGAGCAAGGGCAAACGCCCCGCAACCCCAGUCAUUGCCGAAGACGACACACGGCAAUCACUCAAUGGCUCUCCAGCCCCGGAAACUCCAGAAUCCCAGCGACCGUUCAAAGAGCUCUCUAGCAAUACUAAUGAGCGAGUUGUGAAAAUGCCCCUCUUCGAAAUGAGCGACGAAGGCGCGCAGACAACGCUAACCUCCGAGCAAAUUGACGAUCUGCUUCAGAGCAAGAGACGAGAUACGAUUCUCGCUGAAGACAGCCAUAGGUUAGAUGCCUGGUCGCCGCCGCGGGGUACAGCUAUCAUUCCCGCUGGUCUCAGAGUUCGCAAGUCACAAGAAAGCGUCGGCAGCGUUGGUCGUUCCAGAACUAAGAUGGUUGAUACCAGCUCCGCCAACGAUACAUCUCCUGUCAAAAGACCCUCUAGCUCUAGGAAUGGGUCAGUAUCAAGCGUGCAUCCGCCAUUACCCACUGAUCACAAGCAAGUUAUUGCAGCAGCAGCUCAACGCACUGGCUCCUCGAAUGGCGGAGCAGGGUCUAUGGGACCUCCCUUGUUACCGGCCUCUGCUGUAAGAGCCAACCCAUCUUUCAGACCUAGGACGCCAAACUCUCAGCCCAUCAAUCUUGAGAGAGGUGGAACGACUCCGAGAGCUGUGCAAUCUAGCCGUUCGGAGGCCCACUCACCGACUGGGACUGGAAGAUCCCGACAGUCGUCUGUCUCGUCAUUUGUAUCCGAGCUCGACGCUCGCUUUAAUAUGCGGCCAGGCGCGAUGCCAACUGGCAUUCAGCCUGGCACAGACCCGCGAAUGAUAAAUGCUAUUACCCAGACGAUGAUUGGGGAAUAUCUCUGGAAAUACACCCGUAAGGCUGGUCGGGGAACCAUGUCAGAAAAUCGACACCGUCGUUACUUCUGGGUUCAUCCAUACACCAGAACUUUGUAUUGGAGUGACCAUGAUCCCUCACAAGCUGGUCGGUCAGAGCUGAAGGCAAAGAGUGUGCCCAUUGAAGCCGUCCGAGUUGUAACAGAUGACAACCCAAUGCCUCCCGGUUUGCAUCGCAAGAGCUUGGUUAUCAUGACCCCUGGCAGAGAUGUCAAGUUUACUGCAACCACCGGUCAACGCCACGAGACGUGGUUCAAUGCAUUGUCCUACUUGCUUCUACGAACUGGAGAUGAAUCAGCCAGCGACACUGCAGAGGUUGUCCAGGGUCUCACCCGGGACGAUGUUGACGAAUUCAAUCCUGGAUUCGGCAACAGCAACAACAAUAAUACCCGUAGAGGCCCAACAUCUUUAUCUUCCUACAAUAGCCGGACAACUCGCAAUGAGUCCCCUGCUGGCCACAAAUCAGCUCGAGCAUCUGUACACCCUGGACAGGCCUCGACAUCUUCCCGCCCAGCGGCAGGUACCCUUUCUCGGCUGAGUAAUUACUGGAAGGGUGGCAAUGGACAAAUAGGCAGUUACUCUAGUCGGAAAGGCAGGCCAGGGGCUGCUGCAGCAGGGAGCAUUUAUGAAGCCAGCGAGGUGGACGACAGCGCCGAGGACUUGAGAAAGAUUAUCGAGAGGCAGGAUCGGGAGUCCGACAGGCUCGAGGAUGUCAGAGCAUGUUGUGAUGGCAAACACCAUGUUGGACACUUACACUCACAUUCCACAAAGGGACGUCAUUCCCAUUCCCUGAGACCUGCUGCGUCGGGAUCGCGGAAUUCAACACAACCGAGGCAAGCAGGCCGCAAUAGCAUAAUGAGGCGAACAGAUUGA